Messenger RNA from Gossypium arboreum, 402 nucleotides. Its product is annotated as putative disease resistance protein At3g15700. The record is from RefSeq and is a predicted model, not a curated record. The transcript has a single exon. Bases 1 to 402 code for a protein of 133 amino acids. NCBI's taxonomy places the organism in Eukaryota, Viridiplantae, Streptophyta, Magnoliopsida, Malvales, Malvaceae. Gene Ontology annotation, molecular function: ADP binding.
AUGAAUGUCGUUAUUACCGAAGAUGGAGAUGAAACAUUAAGAGCAGGGAUGUUGUCUGAAAUUUUGAGUGAAAAGGGUAGAUUUGUUUUAAUCUUGGAUGAUGUAUGGGAGAGACUUUUCCUUGAAAAAUUUGGAAUUCUUGAGUCUUUUGAGGGUAAAUUAAUGUUGACAUCUCGAUCAUUGGAUGUAUGUCGACAAAUGGAUUGUCAAGUCGUAAAAAUUGAGCCAUUUCCGGAAGAAGAUGCAUGGACAUUAUUCUCAGAUAAGGUUGGUCAAAAUCUAAUGAGUUCUACAGAUUUACUACUAAUUGCAAAAUCCAUCGUUGAGCGUUGUGUCGGUCUGUCGUUGGUGAUAGCUAUAGUUGCCAAUAGCAAGAGAGGUGAAGACAGUCUUCCAAUAUGA